GCGUCCGAGGCGGUUGUUCCGGAAAGAGUCGUUCCAGGGUUUCGAAUUGCUUGUUACAGCCGGGGCAGAUCCGUACCUUUGGGAGAGACGCCGAAAUGGUAUCAGUGAUGAAAGCAGGGCCCAACUGGCGCCAGAUAGGCCUACUUAACCUGCUUCUUGUUGCAUCUCUCAGUCGAGGAGAAAUUUAUGAGACGCGGCAGAUGGAACAGAUCAAGGAGUACAGAUCCGAGGAUGUAGAGAUAUGCGUCAAGCCACUCAGCUCCGAGGUUGAGCUGAAGGUCGUCCUCAUGGUUAAGUCUACGGCAUCUCCUACUAAGUACGAUGCCGGUUCUUCGCUGAUUAAACAGGAGUCCUUAGCCCCCGUUGACAGCUUGCAUAAGCUGAGCAUCAAACACGUCACUCCUGAAUAUAAGCAUAAUCUCAUAGUCAAGGUGGACAGCAGAAAUGUCAGCUACAACUUUACUGGCAAAGACAAAUGGUUCACCACAUCUUUCGCUUAUGAAAAAAUUAUCCUCUACGCUAAGGGUAAAGUGGAAGUUAUGGACUGCAAUGCUCUGGCCACCACAGCAGACCCUAACUUAUCGUGGUCGAUAGGCGGCAUGCCCGUCGUGCUCCUGACGAUUGUAGCGGUGGUAGUCCUGGCCGUGUCCAUCAUCUUGUGCGUGGUCUGCUGGCGGAAGAGGAGCCAGGCCAAACGCAAGGCGACGAAGGCUGCGCAGCUCGAAGGCUUCCGACACACAGAUUACCAGGUGGUAGACACAAGGGAUGAAAUGGAAGGGAACAAGGAGGGACCGAGGAAAGACGAGGAUGCCCGGCUUAACCAGACGAUGGACGACUCUUAUGAACCGGUAAUGAACCACGGGCGUCCUCUAACCACUUUCAGCAACAGCGGCACAGAUAACCAACACCAUUAAGGACAGGGUGAGUCAAGUGAGACAGUUCUCUAGGGAAGCAUCUAUGGAGGUUUGGAACAUCGUGCAUUUCUAAUUUAUUUCUCACUAUCACAUCCUUGCGGUACAAUUGUCGAUGCUAAGUUCCUAUAUAUUUUUUACCUCGUCAUCUUUUAUUUCUCACUCGUAAGAACUUAUUACACUGACUCUCAGAUUAUCCUCUUCUCUCUUCGUCUUUUACGCAGAUUUAGUUCAGUAUUCACGCCGAAAGGCCGUACUAUAGAAUAUCAUUACUUCUACCUCGCAUUUUACAUUAUGCACUGCCUUGUGUUUUGAUAUAAUGUUUACAAGGAAGAUCUGUGUGAUCUCAAGUAAGUAAGUGGUGUUUCGUAUUUUAUAGCGCUAGUUUAUGUAUAAGAAAGGAGUUACACUGUAUACAUAGCCCGUUUGUGAUCCAUUAUCAUAUUUCGGUGUUUAGGCGUAACAUGAAAACUUUGGUGUAAGAAAAUAUGUUAGUAUAACUUGGCUUCGCAGACAACCAUUUUCAUUUCAGAAAGACUUGUAGUUACAAAUACAUCGUCAAGCUUGUAUCC
Molecule: messenger RNA, 1483 nt
Organism: Penaeus indicus
Lineage: Eukaryota; Metazoa; Arthropoda; Malacostraca; Decapoda; Penaeidae
Exons: 6
Coding region: 96-914 (272 amino acids)
Source: RefSeq, a predicted model, not a curated record